AUGGCUCUAGCCUACUAUUUCUUCCGCUUCUACAUAUCAUCUCCCCUAACAUGGGCCCUCCCAGUGCAGUUUCUAUCAUCCAGCCAGUGCAAUUUUCUGUCCAUGGCAUCUGCGGUAGGACAGAGAGGACAACCGGUUGCAAUCCAUGAUCAUCUUUCAGUAUCUCAAUCCAUGAUAGUUUUGACCAUCGAUGCGGAAGAGCAAGGAGAAAUAACAGAGAUGGCUUCUCCACACCACAUAGUUCUUUUUCCUUUCAUGUCCAAAGGCCAUACCAUCCCACUCAUUCAUCUAUCCCACCUCCUCUUCAACCGUGGCCUAAUCAUCACCAUCUUCACCACUCCUUCAAACUCUCCUUUCAUCCGCCACUCACUUGGCAGAACCCAAGCCACCAUUAUCGACCUCCCCUUCCCAGGAGAUAUACCACAACUCCCCGCCGGAGUGGAAAGCACAGACCAGCUCCCUUCCAUGGACCUCUUGCUUCCCUUCCUGGAAGCCACCAAACUCUUCCAGUCCCACUUCGAAAAGGCUCUCCAGAAUCUGCAAGGUGUCAUCUGCAUAAUAUCAGAUGGCUUUCUUGCCUGGACCCAGCAAUCAGCAUCAAAAUUCAAUAUCCCUAGGGUAGCUUUCUAUGGGAUGAACAACUACUCCAUGUCCAUCUGUCAGACGGUGAUCCGAGACCGACCCCACAAAGGAAUCACCUCCAAUGACCAGCCAUUCUCUCUUUCUUCCCUCCCUUGGCUACAAAUCACAAAGAAUGACCUUUCAUAUCCAUUCAAUGAUCCAGAUGCUUCAGGUCCUUUUUAUGACUUCGUCAAAGAGACAAUUGAAAAGCUGUCGGAGAGUUAUGGAAUGAUCGUAAAUGACUUCUACGAAUUGGAACCUACUUACACUGACUACUGGAACUGUAAUUUCAAACCUAAAGCUUGGUGCGUUGGCCCGCUGUGUCUGGCCAUGCCAUGUGCUGGGAUUCCAACCAAAACCUCUAUCGAGGUGCAAUGGCUCGAUGAACGGUUGUCCAUGAAACGCUCGGUCUUGUAUAUUGCAUUCGGCACGCAGGCGAAGAUGCAAUCUGCACAGUUGGCUGAGAUUGCAACUGGGUUGGAGCGAUCGGGGGUGGAUUUCUUGUGGGUGCUGAAAUCGAAUGAAGUGGAGUUGGGAGACGGGUUCGAAGAGCGGGUUGCUGGGAGGGGUUUGGUUAUUAGGAAGUGGGCUGCACAAAUGGAGAUACUGGGACAUAAAAGCGUGAGAGGAUUCAUGAGCCAUUGUGGUUGGAAUUCGGUGAUGGAGAGUGUUUGUGCGGCGGUGCCGAUCUUGGCUUGGCCGAUGAUGGCGGAGCAGCAUUUGAAUGCGAAGAUGCUAGUGGAGGAGCUGGGGAUCGGUUUGAGGAUUGGAGCUGGGCAUGGGGAAGGUGGUGAUGGAUUGGUAAGGUCAGAUGAUGUGGAGAAGAUGGUUAGGGAAUUGAUGGUGGGAGUGAAGGGGAAGGUGGUGGGAGAGAAGGUGAAGGAGAUUGGGGAAGCGGCGAGGAGGGCUAUGGAAGAAGGUGGAUCAUCGUACCGUACGCUGGACUUGCUCAUCGACGACGUCUGCCAAAAGAGGUGAAUCUGAUCAAAUUCUCUCAGGGCUGAUUUUUGGAUGAUGAAUCUCGGAGAAUGGUCCAUCAACAUUGCGGCCCUGGACGGUAUGGAUUGGCGUGCACGUCGACUGCAAGUAUAAAUGAAUAUUGAU
Magnolia sinica is the source of this 1725-nucleotide messenger RNA. Its product is annotated as UDP-glycosyltransferase 90A1-like. The record is from RefSeq and is a predicted model, not a curated record. NCBI's taxonomy places the organism in Eukaryota, Viridiplantae, Streptophyta, Magnoliopsida, Magnoliales, Magnoliaceae. Gene Ontology annotation, molecular function: UDP-glycosyltransferase activity. The transcript is spliced from 2 exons. Bases 1 to 1599 code for a protein of 532 amino acids.